This is a messenger RNA of Emericellopsis cladophorae, 1761 nucleotides long. RefSeq lists its product as uncharacterized. Gene Ontology annotation, molecular function: catalytic activity. The record is from RefSeq and is a predicted model, not a curated record. The transcript is spliced from 2 exons. NCBI's taxonomy places the organism in Eukaryota, Fungi, Ascomycota, Sordariomycetes, Hypocreales, Bionectriaceae. The coding region runs from base 1 to 1761 and encodes 586 amino acids. Gene Ontology annotation, biological process: nucleoside metabolic process.
AUGGAUUCUAUCAUUGUGAUAUCGUCCGAUGACGAGGCGCCUGAUGAGGUUCCGGCGCCGACGUCCACGGUUACGCUUAACCCAACGAGGCGCGAUUCGGACGUCCGGUCUCCUUCACCGACCCCCAAGCGGCGUAAAGUUCACGACGAAUCCUUCAAUGACGAGCCCGAAGAAGAAAAGUACCCCUCAAUAAAGCGACGCAAUGCGCUGAAGCAUGAAGAUUACACCAUUGCGUGGAUAUGUGCGCUGGCCAUCGAAAUGGCAGCAGCGCGCGCCGUGCUCGACGAAAUCCACGAGACGCUUCCAAAGGACAGGAACGAUAGCAACAGCUAUGUUUUGGGCGGUAUAAGGCAACACAACGUCGUUAUCGCUUGUCUACCAAUUGGCCAGGACGGACUCGUUAAGGCAGCAGACGUCGCAGCAAAUUUACACCGAACAUUCAAGUGCAUUGACAUUGCUCUUAUGGUUGGCAUAGGUGGAGGAGCCCCAAGGAUAGCUGAUCUACGCCUGGGAGAUGUCGUCGUUGGCACGAGGAUCAUGCAGAGCGAUUUAGGAAAAUAUGUCCACGACGAAUUUCAACGAAAGGCGUAUCCCAGGCCGCCGCCGUCCAAGCUUGGUACGCUCGUAACAAGCUUGCGGUCCAAGCUUGAGCUAGAGGCUAGUCGUUUGCCGACUAUGAUGCUCGAGAAGUUUGGCAAAUACCCAGAGUUUUGUCGUCCGAAGUUGGAAGACCGUCUUUUCCGGGAGACACACCGACACAGCUCUGGCAGGUCUACUUGCGACAAGUGCGACUUCUCGCAGCAGGUCCCGCGGAGCAAGCGAAUAUCCAAGGACCCGAAGGUGCACUAUGGAGCGAUAGCAUCUGCCAGUCACUUGAUGAAGGACGCUAUCAAGCGAGACCGAAUCGCGCAGGAGUUGAAUGUCAUGUGUUUCGAAAUGGAGGCAGCAGGGAUUGUAGACACACUCCCUUGUCUCGUGAUCCGAGGCAUCUCCGAUUACGCCGACUCCCACAAGAAUGACGAUUGGCAGAGAUAUGCAGCCGCCACUGCGGCUUCCUAUGCUCGAGAGUUGCUGGAAGAGUACCGCUGCCGCGUGCCCAUGGCGAGUAGGUGUGACGUCCCCACAAGAAACACCCAAGUAUCGAUAAGGCAGCGCUUCCUCGAACAGCUGGCAUUCGAUGAUAUGAAGGUCCGUGAGAAGACGAUUGAGGAAGCACAAGCUGAUACGUGCCGGUGGAUUACGGAGCACCCCAGCUACAAAGCAUGGCUCGAUAUGAUGCAGCUUCCAGAACAUCGCGGGUUUUUGUGGAUUCGCGGCAAGCCGGGUGCUGGGAAGUCGACCAUCAUGAAGUUUGCCUUUUCGAAUUUCAAGCCUCCGGGUGGGAGACGCGGUAUCUCCCUCUCAUUCUUCUUCAAUGCGCGAGGCACAUACCUUCAAAAGUCCGUGGUGGGCAUGUACCGCUCCUUGCUUUACCGUCUUCUUCAACGGAGCAUGGAUCUGCCCAUGAAUCUGGAACAGGUGCACGACACCGGUCCCCAGCAGACAGAACGUCUCGCGCUGGUGACUCUGAAGGAUAUCUUUCGCACAGCCGUACUUUCGCUCGGCAAACGCUCGCUCACCUGCUUCAUCGAUGCCUUGGAUGAAAGCGACGAACAGCAAAUCAUCGAAAUGGUCCAGUAUUUUGAGGACCUUGCCGAUAUCAGCUUCCAACAAGGGAUCAAUUUCCGAAUCGGGACAAUCUGGAGCUCCUCCUUUGCCUGA